This is a messenger RNA of Durusdinium trenchii, 6891 nucleotides long. Lineage: Eukaryota; Dinophyceae; Suessiales; Symbiodiniaceae. The record is from the annotation of a GenBank genome assembly.
AUGUGGGGCGUGCUCAUUUUUCUGCGCUUUUACUACAUCGCUGGUCAGGCAGGCAUUUGGCAAACGCUUUGCGCCGUGUUGCUCUCCUUCACUGCCGCCUUUUGUACCACUGCGGCGAUGUCAUCGAUUGCUUCGUCCGGCGGUUUGGUGAGCUCUGGAGGGCCUUACUACAUGAUCUCCCGCGCACUAGGGCCUGUGAUUGGCGCCACGAUUGGAAUCAUGUACUGGUUGGCCAUCACCAUGCUGUCAGUCUUAGAAUGCUUGGGCGCCAUCGAGGCAUUGGCGAUGGCGGCACCCUCCGUGCAAUUCCCAGGUUAUCGACAAGCACUGGGCUCCGCCGCCAUGGCCUCUUUGGCCUUCGCGGUGUGGGGAGGCAUCAACAUCGUCACCAAGCUGGGCAUGCUGUUUGCGCUGGUGGUGGUCUUUACACUCUUUAGCUUCUAUCUUGGCCUCUUCAUGACACAGCCAGGCGCUGGGGGUCCAGAUGUUCCCGGCAGUGAAUACAUCACAGGACUCAGCUGGGACACGUUUCAGAACAACUGGAGCCCUCACUAUGAUGAGGGCGUUCACUUCGGCUCUGUCCUCAGCCUCUUCUAUCCAUGCUUUACAGGCAUUUUGAGCGGCGCGAAUCGAGCCGACGUGCUCAAGGCCCGAUCCCCCGCGAAACAUCCGCCUCGGUACCUUUGCGGCGAUCCUGCCUUUUGGACGGAGCCGCGCGCCGCCGGGCCCCGCGCCGGGCCGACCUUGGCGGUGAGUCCAGGGCGCCGGAGCUGGGGGAGAGCCUUUGGGGAGGACGACUUGAUGGGGGACGUCGAGCAGGGCUUUUCGAGAGCGGCCGGAGGCUACGCUUCCACCAGUGGAGCGGCAGGACCACGGACGGAGGCGGGGAGAGACCGGGAUCCCCCACCGGGGUACGAUGGGAUAGAUCCUGAAACUACUUUCCGCCAGUACGAGAAGCAGGUAGCGCUCUGGGAGUUUGAGACUGAUGUUGCACGAGCAAAGCGGGGCGUGAAGCUCCUCCGUCAGCUCUCAGGCAUAGCCCAGACCGCAGUGGACCACCUCGAGGUCGACCAGAUCACCGGGGAGGACGGCGUCAAGAACCUCUUGACGGCUUUGCGGGAGUACUUCAACCCGCAUUUAGAAGUUUCCCUUCCUCGGGCCUUCGAGGCCGCAGUGUACGGUGCACCACGAGCUUCCAAGGAGACCUUUGGCGAGUUCACCAAGCGAAUGGAGAGGGCAUUCGUGAACCUGGCCAAGGAAGGUGUUGAUCUACCAGAUGGUGCACGGGGGUACAUCAUGUACCGUCAGGCGUCCCUGUCCGAGUCUCAGGAGCAACGACUUUUGACAUGGGCCCAAGGCUGCUAUGGGCGCAAGGAGAUGACAGUGGCCCUCCGCAGGUUAGAUAAAGUCAUCCGGGACAAGGAGAAGGGGAAGUCCAGCUUCGUGAUGGAAGAGGGUCACGAGGCUGAGGUCCACACCAGUGAGGCCUAUUUGAAUGAGGACUCCGGCUACCCGGACGACGACGAUGAGAACUUUGUGUACAUCGCGGACGGGGGCAUCAAUGGAGUCUUGGAAACCACGGUGAUAGAGGGUGAUGAGAGCGCAAUUCGCAAUUCGCUCACGAGCCAAGCCCCGCACCUUUCCCACUUCGGCACCAUGGCGGGCAUCCUCCAGAUGGCAAGAGGCUUAGUGGGAAAGCAUCCAACGGUGGAUCCUACACCGAUGGACACCGGAGCUCGUGUUGUGAACCCAAAGGUUCCACUCCGGAACUGGAGGGUCGUGUUGGACAAGAUUGCCACCAUCCUGGUGCUCGCCGCCCUCCAAGGGGCUACGGAAGAGUGGUGUUUGGAGUUGGGGCCAUCGCAGCUGGCAUCCAAGUCGGCGGACAGCAUCGAGGACUACUAUGCCGAGGUGAUCCUGCGCGCGGCUCCAUUGAAGCCGCUGAAGUCGAAGACAGACCCUACAGUCUCGGCGAGUUCAUGCAUUCACCCGAAGGCCCAACUCCGUGGGGGAGGCAAUGGAACCUCCUCGUACGUGGUGUGCCGAGCAUGCCAUUCCAGAUGGGCCCUAGAAGGAAGAGCAGCCGAGAUCCGGAAGCAACUGAAGCAAGGCCCCUUGAGCACACAACAGGACAGCCCAUCCAAGACUCGAGGAGCUAUGAGUUCGGCGCCCAUGACACCGGUGCGAACUGGGGGACAAGCUGCAGACCCGACUUCGCCCAUCUUCACUCCACCCAUGAAGACACAAGGAGCGAUGGUGGAAACCUGGGCUUCGCCGGCGAUCUCCGAGCAGAGCUUGCACGAGAUGAGGGAGAGUUUGAGGCAGGAGAUGGACAUGAACAAUCAGAUCAUGCUGCAGCAGUUGAAGAAACGAGCAGGCCGCCUCCAUGAUCCAAAUCUCUCAGGCGAGCUACGCCCAAGUCAACCACCUGGUGGAGGAAGUGAAGAAAACGGCCAACGCCACUCGGAACCAGGAGCUCAGGCAAGAAAAGUUGAUGCAGAUGCUGCUUCAACUACAGCAGGAACAUCGCCCGGAAGCACACCCCGGCGCGGGAUCGCAACACUCGCCACCAAGACUGCCACCGGGCUCCCCGUCCAAGGUGAUGAUGUGCAAGUGUCAAAAACCAGCGGAGAUGCUGGUAGUGAAGAAGGAGGACAAUCCCCGCAAAGGAAGGAAGUUCUGGAAGUGCGUCCUCCGCAAGUGCGACUACUUCGAGUGGGAGAACGAGAUGGACGGCAUGAGCGACGGGAAGAAGGCGGUCGUCCCGGAAGAGGUGGAGGUGCAGACAGUGGCUUCAUCCCUGAACCCAAGGAGGUCGAAGAGCCCGAGAUCGGAGGGGGUGGUUCCUGCGGUCGUGAGCAUGUCAGCUCCAUGCAGCAACUGGUCCAGGGUCUCCCAAGGAUCCCGGAAGCAUCCGGAGUCAGUGGUGAUCGUCGACGACGAGGAGAUCUAGGAGCUGCUUGGCAACGCUGUGAGGGCAAGAAAGGAGUCCGCUGGGCGAGAAGAGCUCAACGAGGAGACAACCCGUUCUUCGUGGUGGAUAAGGAGCACUACGUGAUGGUGAAUGGAGAAUGGGAAAGGGCACAUGGAAAUAUUGAACCAGGUGCCAAGUCUGUCUAUGUGAGGGCUUCGCUCACACCACGCGGGCAGUUAGAAUGUGAAGAAGAUCGGUUCAAUGACCAGAAGCUGAACCGGUCUGAGAGAAGAAGAUUGGCAAAGGCCAUGAGAGACAGGAGUGAAGCCGUGAAGAUCAGUGAACUAUAUGGCCCAGGCCGCAUACAAGAAGCAGCAGAAGACCUGAGAAUGACUACAAGCAGCUGUUUUGACCUCCUCACCGGUUGGGACCUAUCCCAAGAAGCACAAAGGAAGGCCAUGUGGAAGGCUUUGCGAGAAGAGAAGCCCGACUUCCUCAUAGUGAGCCCACCAUGCACAGCAUUCAGCCAAAUCCAGACCACAAAUUGGGCACGCAUGCUGCCGAAGAAACGAGUGGCGCUGCUGACCGCCGGGCUGGAACACCUGCAACUGGCAGCAGCGGUGAUGAAGUGGCAGCUCAACCGGGGACGACACAUCUUGUUUGAGCAACCGGCAGGCGUCACCUCGUGGAAAGAAGCCUGCAUCCAGUCCAUUGCCCAGAGGCCAGAAGUCCACACCAUCGUCAACCACCAAUGCCAGUUUGGACUGAACGUGGACGACCUCGGACCAAACAAGAAGCCGACCCGAUGGAUGUCAAGCUCUCAGAAAGUGCUCUCGCGGCUGAACCGGAGGUGCACGGGGGAGCAUCAGCAUACCCCACUCCAGAAUGGCAUGCCAGCCAAGGCUGCAAUCUAUCCUCCAGAGCUAUGCCAAGCAAUCGCUCUCGGAGUUGCCGAAGAGAUGGAACCCCGCGAAUGCUACGCGGUGGAAGAGGAAGAUGGCCCUGAAGACGGUGACCCGGAGGAAAUCCACGAUGAAGAAGGAGAUGGUCAAGGGGCCGUGGAGCAGAUGAAGAACCGGUACUCCAACCGAAGCGGGUUCGCACCUGUUCAACGACAGAUCGGGCAAUGGCCUCGGGUGCCUACCGAGAUCACGGCAGACAACGCCAUAGAUCCCACACUGUUGGAUGGAGUCCUCACCGAUGACAUCGAGAAGCUCCAUGAAGUUCGAAGGAUCGCCCACAAGGCCUUUUGCGAGUACAACGCCGACUCCACGAUCAAAAGAGCCCUUCGAUCUAGACCAAGAGUCUGGCGAGACUUCAAGGCGGGCGAGUACGUGUACGUCUAUCGGGUGCCCAAGGUGUCCAGAGAGCAAUGCCGACACGCCACCAACGACGAGAGAAUGGGCAUCGAGGCGGUGAUCACGGAAUGCCAAGACCUCAUUGAGCAAUUCCAAAGGAACCCCGACCGGGCCGCCUACAAGGACAUCACUGAAGAAGGAUGCCCAGAAGAAGAAGAACAUGAAGAAGUUCAAGCAGAAGCUCGAGCGGUCCAAUUCGAGCCUCAAGUAGAAGAAUAUGAACCCACUGAGUAUGAGGCACCGGAACCGGAAGAUCAGAAUGCCCCAGAGGGGACAGAAGAAGAACCGCCGAAGAGGCGAAGGUCCAUCGCCGAACCAGAGCAGAAGGCCCAUCCAGAGAAUCAAUCUGGUGGAGAAACACCUGCUGAGAGAUGGACGCACCCAGCUUUCCCGGAGGGAGUGCCGGAAACCCCGCCAGUGGCCAAUGUAAGACCUCCACUGGACGCCUUGAGUCCAGAACUUCAGGAGGCGGCAGACCGACUAGACGACGUGCCAGGACCAGUUCGAUGGCGGCAAGAGCCACCAGGAGCCAACCCAUACUUUCAAGAGUCAGGUUGGUAUCUACAACCCCUCGAGGAGGAGAGCUUGGAGGAGGAAGAACACGAACUGGACGUGGCGAGAAGAAGAACGUUGAAGGAAUGCCACGACCGAAAGUGGAAAAGAGACAAAUGGUCGUUCGAGUGGGACAAAGGCCAGCUGAUUCGACAUCACGAGAGGAGGAGGAAGGCCUGGUUUGAUCCCCAAGUAUGCGACGAGCCUCCAGUGCCAAUGGAGUUCCUAAAGGAGGAGAAGACGAUCAAGAUGAAGUUCAACCAAAACCAAGAGCCAAAGACCUUGGAAAGGUUUAGUUUGUUCCUCUACGUCUCCUUCUUCCUGCUCUGGGGAAGUGUUGCAACGGACUCCUACCUCAAGGGCGACUUCGUGGAGACGGCGCAUGCUCACGAGCAGCAUCGGAGGCUCUCCGGAGAGGGCGACAUCUCGGAGGAAGCGGGACGUCGCCUGGCUGAGCCGCGCUCGACCGGUCAAGCGGACGGAGGCAUCAUCAUUGCAUCUCUCAGCCAAUCCCUACAGUGCCUCAUCGUGGCACCCCGUUUGCUGCAAAACAUGGCCAAGGACGGCCCGUCGGACGAGACGAGCGGCGAGACGGACCGCUUGAUGCCCGCCUUCCGGCCGCUGGAGGGCUUGUCCUCCAGCGGCGAACCCGUCCGCGCGCAUUUCUUGCAUCGGUUUGGAAAGAGGGAGUGGUGUGGCGUGGAAGAGGCAUUAUUGGUGCUCAUUGGGGAGCUGGAACUAGUGGCUCCACUCCUCUCCAUGCAGGAAGCGACGGCAGCGACGGCAGCGACGGUGGGGUCGGUGGAGGUCUGGACGAUGGGGAGCAAUCAAGGCGAUGCAGCGAUGCAUCGCGAGUCCAGCGCCCAGCUGCUCAAUGGCUAUAAGCCCCAUGACACCGCGCCACCCAAAGGUGUCCACCCACAGCGGCCGCAUGUGCCCCAACCGCACGCGCCGCGGGACGCGCCGCGGGACGCGCAGCUCGCAGCGCCGCGGGAAGCGGAAGCGCGGGAGGUGCCGCCGUGGAUGCAGCCGCCGGUGCGGCGGAAUCGCCACGAGGUGGCUGUGGUGCCGCCCUGGGCGCAAGACACCUUUGCGAUGCCCUUCCCAAAGCGGGAGGCUCCACGAAGGCCAAGCCUACAGGAGCCCAAUCGACGAAAGAAGGAAGGCGAAAAUCCCAUGGCUACGGAGGUUCGUGGCCAGGAUGCUGGGCCAGUGAGGUCAGCUGUGCCGAAAGUCAAGCACGGCUGCUCGGUGGCCUUGGUGAGCCAGGCGGUGGAGCCCAACUUUCAGUACCGGCCCUACAUGGAGGACAAGUACUCCAUCAUCGAUCCCUUCAUGGAGGGAGAGCUGCCCAACGAAACGUGGGGCUUCUUCGCAGUCUACGACGGCCACGGCGGCGCGGCGGCCGCGGAGUUCUGCGAGGCGGAGCUGCACAAGGUCUUGGCGUCGGAGCUGCGGACGGCCCUGCGCGCUGAAAAGCCGCGGAGACCAUCCUCGCCUGUGCGGGAUGAGGUGGUGGCCGAGGCCCUGACGCGGACCUUUCAGAAGGCGGAUGAGCAGCUGCGCUCCGUGGGCGCGUGGCGCUUCGGGUGCACGGCCACGGUCUGCCUGGUGCGGCGCCUGCCGCAGUCGCUGCGCAUCCACGUGGCGAAUGUGGGCGACUCGCGCGCCGUGUCGAUCGACGGCUCGGCAGGCACCCAGCGCUUGUCGAUGGACCAUCGUCCCUCCGAUCCGGCAGAAGCCCGGCGCGUACGGGAGGAAGGUGGUUUCGUGACCAUGGGACGGGUCGCAGGCGAGUUGGCCAUCAGCCGUGCCUUGGGCGAUUUGCUGCUGAAGAGCUCAGGCCUCAGCUGCCGCCCUUCGGUGCGCGCACACGACGCCAAGCGCGACCUCGCGUUGGUUGUGGCCAGCGACGGACUGUGGGACUUUGUGGAGGAGAAGGAUGUAGGCAAAGUCGUCACAGAAAGUAGUCGGAAUGGACUCGAGCACGUGGCUCACAGGCUGGUGCAGGAGGCUCAACGCAGUGGUUCCAUGGACAACAUUUCCUGCCUUGCAAUCUUCCUCUAG